UCUGGUGUGAUCCAUGUAACAGCUUGCCACCAGGCGAGACCAGCAGGCAACCGAAAGCAUUGAUUUACCAGACUCCUUACGGUAACGGGCUAUGCCUUAUAAAUUCUCUGCAAAGUCAGCCCAUGAGAAAGAUGCAACCCCAGCGCAAUCCAAAGGACUAACUCCAAAGUACGAAUUUGAGGGCCACGAGGGCACUAUAUGGAGUUUCGGCUUCUUACACGACAACGUUCACAUCGUGAGCGGUUCGCUGGACGGCACGAUGCGGAAGUGGGACUGCCACACAGGACUUAUUGUUGGAGAACCAUGGAAAGGCGAGGGCGGCAGCAUAUAUUCACUGAUGUUGUCGCCGGACGGCAAGACAAUUGCAUGCGGGAGGAAGGACGGAAGUGUUCAGCGAUGGACUACCGACGGUGAGAUGAUUAAAGGCGUUUGGGCGGGUCAUAGCGACCGGGUGAGGUCGUUGUCGUGGUCUCCCAGCGGGGACCAUCUUGCGAGCGGGUCCGGUGAUGGGACAAUCCUCAUACGAAAGGCAGAAAGUGGAGAAAUCGCAGUGAGCCCAAUUAACACGGAGCAGAUCGGUGUGUGGAGUCUUGCAUAUUCACCUUCUGGAGGGAGAAUUGCAUCAGGCGGGUGGAACAAAACAAUUUGCAUCUGGCACACGAAGACCGGCAAGCUUGUCGUCGGCCCCAUCGAAGAUGUGGGUAAUAGUACUGUGACGUCGUUGACGUGGUCAUCGGACAGCAGUAAACUUUACUCUGCAUCCGACAAAUUCUCCCGUGUUUUCGACAGCACAUCAGGCCAACUGAUUCAUCGCUUCCAGCACGAGCAUUCGCUGUAUGACGUCGCACUAUCACCCAAAAACAAUGCACUGGCGUGUGUGGGCAUCGAAGGCGUCGCACGGCUAUGGGACACCGAAUCCCAUCAGUUACUCGGUCAACUAUUUUAUCAGGAUCACGCAGACUUUUACUGCGUGUUGUUCUCUCGAGAUGGGAGAUACUUAGCAUGCGGUGGACGCGACGGGACGAUUGCUUUAUGGAUGGUAAAAGACAUAGCUCCUGAGUUGGCAGAACCCAUAUUUCAAAAAGGUCACGGACGACCUACACAACAGGAAACUCAGGCUCGACCCAAGUCCCCAUCAUCAUCUUGGCUCGAUGCUGAUGCUACGGGGGGUGAUGACAUCCUCGAGGUGUGCGAUGACCCAUAUCACAAUUUUUUCGAGUCUUCCAAGACAUCUCUUCCAUCGCCGUCAUCUGGCUCCCAUCCCCCACACCUGCCCUCUAUUCGCCGCUUCUGGAACGUCAUCUCGCGCCACCGCCCACUGGCAGAUGAACCCGUUCCACGAGAACGUCACAAGCGUGGUUUCUUCGGUCGUCGCGCUCGAUCAAAGUCACCCCUGGGGCCUGCAACCGUCAUACACAAUCAACUACCACCAGAUGGGAAGGUUCAAGUGGGAGACGAAGGUGAAGAAGAUGCAAAGGAUGAUCCUGAGCUCGACGCCAGCAAAGACAUUCAACAAGAGGAAUCUUUUGCCGACGCGCAGAGCCCACCACCUGCUGUUACCACUUCCCAUUCCAAGCUUGACAGCGAUGACCAUAACCUAUGGAAACGGCUCAUGCGUACUCGGCGGAAGGAUCCCACUUCCACCAAAAUAGCUCCAGCAUUGAAACGUCCUGAGGUCGUUGACGUAUACGCUGUGCGAGGGUUCCAGAGAUAUGUCGCACAGACACCAAAACCCAAAACAAAGUCCUCGGUGGCAAUGCACAGCGCUCCUCUUACUGCAUCACACGCACGUGGCUCGUUACCAGGCGGUCCAUCAUCACACGUUAGUCCCGUCCAGCUGGGUAUGUCGCUGCAAACCACGUCAAGACAGGGACGGCCAUCACCCGUUAUAGUUGGACACAGAACUCAUUAUUCGCAAGCUGUCGGAGGCCACGCAUCCCCAUCACAUUUUGUUACUACAUAUCACGCCAGUCGUGACUCAGAUUCUGACUCAAUCCAAGGUUCUUGCAACAAGUUCCUUGACAAAAUAUGUUUCCCGUGUGGACACUACCACGAGGAUUCUUAAUGUCGGUUGGGGUUUCGUGUGUGCUCAGUCUGUAUCCUUCCUUCAUCUUCUCCGGUCCUCGUCAGAAUUAUGGUUGGCUGUAAUUUUCAAAAAACAGGACGCAUUUAUGUGCACAAACAAUGGAAUAGAAC
This is a messenger RNA of Suillus clintonianus, 2196 nucleotides long. RefSeq names its product WD40-repeat-containing domain protein. The coding region runs from base 92 to 2065 and encodes 657 amino acids. Gene Ontology annotation, molecular function: protein binding. The record is from RefSeq and is a predicted model, not a curated record. NCBI's taxonomy places the organism in Eukaryota, Fungi, Basidiomycota, Agaricomycetes, Boletales, Suillaceae. The transcript is spliced from 6 exons.